Prorocentrum cordatum is the source of this 387-nucleotide messenger RNA. NCBI's taxonomy places the organism in Eukaryota, Dinophyceae, Prorocentrales, Prorocentraceae. The record is from the annotation of a GenBank genome assembly.
GCAGCCAUGAUAUACGACAACGUGGACAUCGCCAAGAACGAGAGCAGUCACCAGGACGGUGAGUCAGCACUGGUCGUGGAAGCCAAGGCGCUCUACGACGCAACCCAGAAGGAGAGCAUCACCAGCUUUCAGGACGAAAGGACUGGCAUCGAGGGCGGCUACAUCACCAGCAUCAAGGAAGGCGACCUCACCCCUCAUGCAGCUGGCAAAGUUCAGAUCGAAUUGCUGCAGACCAUCGUUUCUGGAGCGACCAGCAGCAUCAAGGAGAUCAGCGAGGGUGACAACCUCACGAAGGCCAUGUAUUCCUACAAGAUGGAGUUGGCCACACUCGGGGCGAAGAACGAGGAACUCGAGAGGCCCUACGAGAGGGCAGAGGAGAUCGAGUAG